AUGCAGUUCUUCAAGGCCGUUCUCUCCACCAUCCUCAUCGCUGCCCCCAUGUGCGCCGUGGCUGCUCCUGCCGAGGCCAACUCCAUCGAUGCUCGUGGCCCCAGCGAUGUCGAUACCCUCAUCUCGCAGCUUCUCAACCUUGUCGACGUCGACACCGAGGUCGGCCUUGAGACCCGCGAUCUCGAGGCCCGUGCUGGCUGGACCUGCUCCUGGCUUGCCGGAAACAAGGGUUGCCAGAUCAAGUGCUUCCUUCUCAAGGGAUCUGGUGGCUACUGCAAUGGCCAGAACAUCUGCACGUGCUACUAA
Scedosporium apiospermum is the source of this 306-nucleotide messenger RNA. RefSeq lists its product as uncharacterized. The coding region runs from base 1 to 306 and encodes 101 amino acids. The transcript has 3 exons. NCBI's taxonomy places the organism in Eukaryota, Fungi, Ascomycota, Sordariomycetes, Microascales, Microascaceae. Gene Ontology annotation, biological process: defense response. The record is from RefSeq and is a predicted model, not a curated record.